AUGUCUAAUAUCUAUGAUAAUUGGGAAAGACUUGUGGAAGUUGUUCUCCGUAGGGAACAACUCAGGCAACUUGCUUAUAUUUCCUCGAGGGAACCAAGUUCCUGCUCUGAAUCCCCUAGUUUAUCUGGGUGGAGUACUCUGAUUGACGAUGAUCAGAAUAUUCAACUUGGAUCUUCUUCUUCAAGUGCAGUAGAUGAACCAGAUUGGGAGGGAUUGUUGCCGCAUGAUUAUAAGGGCAUCAUCUCCAGAUCAGUGAAUCCUGUGGCCUAUGCGACCAAGGAAGAGCUGUAUACGAGUCUUUGUAGCUCUCCUAUCUUACUUGAUGGAGGCAAAAUGGUAUGUUUAUCCUUAAUUAUUAUGUUUAGAUGA
Fraxinus pennsylvanica is the source of this 369-nucleotide messenger RNA. Lineage: Eukaryota; Viridiplantae; Streptophyta; Magnoliopsida; Lamiales; Oleaceae. The record is from the annotation of a GenBank genome assembly.